GAGACAUCAUAUUGAAAAAACCUUGAGCAUCUUUGAACAUCCAGGGACCAACUUUAUUUCACAACUAUCAGAGACUGAACAUAAAGAAUUCAUAGAUCUCGUUAGACAAAUUAUCCUCGCAACAGACCUAAAGAGACAUUUCCAAGUUUUAUUGGAAGAGCAGACAAUGGCGAGUGAAGGUUAUAACAGAACUAACGCAAGACAUAGAGAAUUGUUACGAUCAGUCGUCAUCAGCUCGGCGGAUCUGAGUGAUCUGACAAAGGGUCGGAGAACUGCGAGAAAAUCUGCUAAACUAGUCAACAUGGAAUUUUUUGACCAAGGAGAUAAAGAAAAGGCGAUGGGACUAUUGCCUCUAAAAAUGAUGGAUAGAACACACACCAACAUAGCAGAAGAACAGGCUAAAUUCAUCUCCAGAGUGGUCAUGCCUGUUUAUCGGGUACUUGCAGCAUUGUGUCCUGAAGUCCAAGGUUGUAUAAAUAAAUUGGAAAACAAUUUACAGUUUUGGCAAAAUGCUAUGUCCUACUUUGAAGAGCAAUCAAACAGAAACCGAAGCCAGUUAGAAAUACUCGAAGAUGUUGAACUAGAUAAAAUCUCUCUCUUCAGAAAAAAUAAAGAACCCAGUGAUUAUGGUUCCUAGAAUUUGAGGCACCAAAACUAAGGGAACUCAAGUUUCUUGUCUCCAUCCACCAUCCCCCACCCUCAAACAAAAAGUAAAAUAGUGAGCAGUAUCAGUAUUUUUUUGCAUUAACAAUUAUGAUAAUCUUUCAGUGUGUAGGUGAAUUGACCAUG
This is a messenger RNA of Macrosteles quadrilineatus (aster leafhopper), 789 nucleotides long. Its product is annotated as cGMP-dependent 3',5'-cyclic phosphodiesterase-like. Gene Ontology annotation, biological process: regulation of mitochondrion organization; positive regulation of gene expression; negative regulation of receptor guanylyl cyclase signaling pathway. NCBI's taxonomy places the organism in Eukaryota, Metazoa, Arthropoda, Insecta, Hemiptera, Cicadellidae. The record is from RefSeq and is a predicted model, not a curated record. The transcript has 4 exons. Bases 167 to 637 code for a protein of 156 amino acids. Gene Ontology annotation, cellular component: mitochondrial inner membrane; mitochondrial outer membrane; perinuclear region of cytoplasm. Gene Ontology annotation, molecular function: protein homodimerization activity; 3',5'-cyclic-GMP phosphodiesterase activity; 3',5'-cGMP-stimulated cyclic-nucleotide phosphodiesterase activity.